Messenger RNA from Solenopsis invicta (red fire ant), 2137 nucleotides. RefSeq names its product facilitated trehalose transporter Tret1-like. The transcript has 5 exons. Gene Ontology annotation, molecular function: transmembrane transporter activity. The coding region runs from base 374 to 1771 and encodes 465 amino acids. Gene Ontology annotation, cellular component: membrane. Lineage: Eukaryota; Metazoa; Arthropoda; Insecta; Hymenoptera; Formicidae. The record is from RefSeq and is a predicted model, not a curated record. Gene Ontology annotation, biological process: transmembrane transport.
GUUGUCUUGCUUGUAUUGUUGAUUCAUAUGUGAUGUAAUGUUUGCUAAGCUCUUGCCCGAGUAAGACGUUUCAGGACUUUGGCUGCUUCAACAAAGAUAGACGAAUUCUAAGACAUGUUGAAGAUUAAUCCUACCAGUGUUUCCUUCUAACACAGGAAUUAACAAUUUUUAAUGAAUUUCGAAAAGCAUAGAAUACAAUGUAAUAUCUCACCAACAUUGUGACAACAUUGCAACAUUAUUUCAGUGACAUUGAAGAAACUUUCCAAAGUUGCUUCAACAUUGCUAGAAUGUUCUGUACUAAACGGAUAUAGAUACACGUAGAGUAAAAGUCUUCAAAAAGUCUCAAUCACAAGCAAUCAACAGACACAUCACGAUGAAGUACGAAAUACAAAAGACAAAAAGUAAAAAAGCACAAUGGCCCCAAUGGAUUGCUGGUAUCGGAGUUAAUCUUCUGCAGCUGCAAAUGGGACUGAUAGCGGUUUGGAGCUCACCGUACAUCGCAUAUCUGACUUCAUCUGAAUCUCAUAUUCCCAUGACAAUGGACGAAGCUUCGUGGGUAGUUUCUUUAUUAAACCUAGGCAGACUAAUUGGCGCCAUUUCUGGUUCUGUUGCCGUCAAUUAUCUCGGUACUAAAACAACGAUCUUCGUGACAAGUUUGCCAAUAACUAUCUGUUGGGUCUUUAUAAUUGUCGCUAAUCGAGUGGAAUGGCUGUACGCAGCCAGAUUACUAGCUGGCAUCAGUCUAGGAAAGAUGUACAGUUGCUUCUCGCUUUACUUAGGCGAAAUAGCGGAUCCUACUAUUCGCGGAGCUCUAGUUGUUUUAGCUGUAAGUGGACUGUCAGUAGGAAACCUAAUGAUGAGCAUCAUGGGAGCAUAUUUAAGUAUGGCAAUGAGCGCUACGAUAUGCUUCAUCCUAAGCUUCCCAGUGAUAAUCGUUUUCAGUUGGUUGCCGGAAUCGCCGCAUCAUUUUGUCAAGAUCAAAGAAGAAAAUAAAGCACGAGCCUCGAUACUCUGGUAUCACCGCGAUUGCGACGUGGAGUCGGAAUUGGAAACGCUGAAAGACUUUCUCGAAAAGAACAAGAGUUUGUCACUCGCGGACGUUGUGAAGGAAUUCAGAAUUCCGUAUAUCUGGAAAGCGCAAAUACUCGUGACCAUGCUCAUUAUAUAUCUUCAGAUGUGCGGAUUGAACAAUGUGCUAUUCUACAUGGAGACUAUUCUGCGAAACGCAAAAGUCACCGUCAUAGAGCCAUCGGUGAUCGUAAUCAUCGUCACCGCUAUUGGGAUCAUCGGUUGCAUGCUUUCCAUGUUUUUAGUCGAUAAAUUCGGCAGACGGAUUCUGAUGAUCGUCUCCAGUUUGGCCGUCACGAUCUCGCUAAUAUGCCUGGGAAUACAAUAUCAGCUUCUCGAUGCAGGAUAUGACGCUGACAAUCUUCAGGGUCUACCAAUUUUUUCGAUAUUACUCUUUCAAUUAUUUGUCUACAUCGGUAUCGUCUCAGUACCCAAUACGGUUUUAGGUGAGAUCUUUCCGCCACAUGUGAAGUGCGUAGCCGGCUGUUUCGGAAGCAUCAUCGGUGCGAUAUCGUCCUUCAUCUCCACGUCAACAUAUCAACCGUUAAUCAAUUUGAUGACGGAAAAAUAUUUGUUCUAUCUGUACGCUUUGCUAAUUAUAACUGCUGUACCGUACACCUAUUUCUACAUGCCUGAGACUAAGGGCAAGUCGUUGCAGCAAAUUCAAGAAGAACUGAACAGAAAAUCUAAAGCAACAACUUGACCUCAAAUAUAUUAAUAAUCCUUAUGACCAUUAAUAUAUCUACACAGGAUCUACAGAAAACUUGUAACGGAGUUACAACUUGUUUUCUAGUAUUUAUUAUAAAAUUAUUUUUAUAAUACAUCGAUAAGUUGGUGCUGAGUAAUGCUGCAUGACUAAUAAUAAUGUAAUAUUUUAGCUAUUAUACAUGUAUAUUAUUUGAUUAAUAAAAAUUAGAGAUAGUAAUAGAAGUAGUAAUAAACACAUGGUUAUUUAAAAAAGAUCUAAUUGUAGCAAUUAACAUAAUAAAAUAAUGUACUAAUAUAAUGCUGUAAGUAACAAAAUAAAAAUUAAAAAACAGGUAAAUAGUGAGGAAAAGUAUUUAAAAAA